Molecule: messenger RNA, 3000 nt
Organism: Nyctereutes procyonoides (raccoon dog)
Lineage: Eukaryota; Metazoa; Chordata; Mammalia; Carnivora; Canidae
Gene: PPEF1
Product: protein phosphatase with EF-hand domain 1
Exons: 15
Coding region: 144-1907 (587 amino acids)
Biological process (GO): detection of stimulus involved in sensory perception
Cellular component (GO): cytosol; nucleus
Molecular function (GO): calcium ion binding; manganese ion binding; protein serine/threonine phosphatase activity
Source: RefSeq, a predicted model, not a curated record
AAGCCGCAUUGGUCAUCCAGAACUGGUACCGAGGUUACAGUGCUCGGUUGAAGGCCAGACAACGCUAUGCCCUCACCAUCUUCCAGUCUAUCGAAUAUGCUGAUGAACAAGGCCAAUUGCAGCUCUCCAACUUCUUUUCCUUCAUGUUGGAAAACUACACACAAAUACACAAGAAAGAUCCAGAAUUAGUUGCUCGACUUUUUGGUAGCACCCUCCAGGACUACAAGGAUAGACAGGACUAUGUCUCACGCAUAGACGUCCCAGACUCCUAUCAUGGUCCUCGGCUGCAAUUUCCUCUCACUUUUACUGAUAUUGAUUUACUUGUUGAGGCCUUCAAGCAACAACAGAUACUUCAUGCUCAUUAUGUCUUAGAAGUGCUAUUUGAAACCAAGAAAGUCCUGAAGCAAAUGCCGAACUUCACUCACGUAAAAACUUCUCCCUCCAAAGAGUUAACAAUCUGUGGUGAUUUGCAUGGGAAACUGGAUGAUCUUUUUUUGAUCUUCUAUAAGAAUGGUCUCCCCUCAGGGAGCAACACAUAUAUUUUUAAUGGUGAUUUUGUAGAUCGAGGAAAACAUUCCAUAGAGAUCCUAAUGAUCCUGUUUGUGAGUUUUCUUGUCUACCCCAAUGACCUGCACUUGAACAGAGGGAACCAUGAAGAUUUUAUGAUGAAUCUGAGGUAUGGCUUCACAAAAGAAAUUUUGCACAAAUACAAGAUACAUGGAAAAAAAAUCUUACAAAUCUUGGAAGAUGUCUAUACCUGGCUCCCAAUUGGUACAAUCAUUGACAAUGAAAUCCUGGUCAUCCAUGGUGGUAUAUCAGAGUCCACAGACUUGAACUUACUCCACCGUAUAGAAAGAAACAAAAUGAAAUCUGUGCUGAUGUCACCAAUUCCCUUAGAUGAAGACCACGAUAAUGACUUGAAGAAAAAUAAGAUAAAUACAACUAUUAUACCUCGGGAAGUCAAAACAAAUGGAUCCCUUUCUGAACAGUUAACAAAGCAUGAAUGGGAGCAGGUUAUCGAUAUUCUAUGGAGUGAUCCCAGAGGCAAAAGAGGCUGUUACCCAAACACAAGUCGAGGAGGGGGCUGCUACUUUGGACCUGAUAUUACCUCCAAGGUUCUUAAUAAAUACCAGUUGAAGAUGCUCAUUAGGUCUCAUGAAUGUAAGCCUGAAGGGUAUGAAAUCUGCCAUGAUGGGAAGGUUGUCACUGUAUUUUCUGCUUCUAAUUAUUAUGAAGAAGGCAGCAAUCGAGGAGCUUACAUCAAACUGUGCAGUGGUAUGAACCUUCGAUUUUUCCAGUACCAAGUAACUAAGGCAACGUGCUUGAGGCCUCUUUACCAAAGGGUGAAUACUAUUGAAAGUAGUGCCAUCAGGAUAUUAAAAGAGAGAAUGAUUUCACGAAAAACUGAUCUCAUUCGUGCUUUCCAACUUCAAGACCGCAGUAAAUCAGGAAAACUUCCUAUGGGCCAGUGGGCUUUUUCCAUGGAGAACAUUUUGGGACUGAACUUACCAUGGAGAUCCCUGAGUCCACAUCUGGUAACUAUAGACAAAAAUGGAAAUAUCAACUACAUGUCCAGCUUCGAGGAUAUCCACAUUCAGAAACCUGUGAAAGAGGCUCAGUCGACUCUAAUUGAAACUCUGUACAGAUACCGAUCUGACCUGCAAAUCAUCUUUAACGUCAUUGACUCUGAUCACUCAGGCCUGAUUUCCAUGGAAGAAUUUCGUGCCAUGUGGAAACUCUUCAAUAGUCACUACAGCAUUCAUAUUGAUGACUUUCAAAUUGAUGACCUCGCCGAAAGAAUGGACUUAAACAAAGAUGGAAGCAUUGACUUUAAUGAGUUUCUAAAGGCUUUCUAUGUAGUACAUAAAUUGGAUAAUGUGAACAAAUCAGAUAGCAAACUUGCUUAACAAGAAUUAGUUAUCCCUCCUUGUAAACUGUUGGGCCCAAAUCACUGAUGCCAUCUUUUCCACAACCCUUGUAAUUCAUAAUUAGUAGUAAAGUAGACCCCCAUUCAUCCACGAGCAGAUGUAUAUAGCAUGGGUUUUCGAAGUCCCCAGAAGGCUGUAAUUGAUAAGACUAGCUUAAAUGUCAGCUGAUAGGAUUUGGCUCCAGUGUUAGGACUCACACAUUGCUGGGUAGAAACUGGUUUGAGCCUACUGUUGGCCUCUUGGACAAGGAGACCAGAGCAAUUUGGAAAUGUGUUGAGAGGAACCCACAGAGCACCAGUGAAAAGUGCAACAUGUGUGAGUGACUCAGGGAUGGGAGGAGGAAUACCAAACCAUUAAUGGAAUAAAAUAUUUCCAUCUUUAAACGGAAUCUUCUUUGGAGACCACAAACUGGUGAUUCUCAAUCGUGGGGGAACCUCCCUUGAGGGUUGGGCGCUGUAUCAGAUCCUUGGGGGAAGCUGUGGGAGUGUAUUGUUUGAUAAAACCUAUUUUUUUCUUGUCUGUUGGAGACACAAAGUAAAUACAAUUCAGAUUAAGCCCUACAGUUAAUAUGGUUUGACACUUUCAUUGGUGAGAUGGGGCCUUGGUAAUGCAUACAUUGUGCAAUUUAUUCUGCUAUUCUGAUUGCAUAUCAAACAUAAUAGAUUUCUCUUUAAAGGCAAGUAUGUGUUUCAUUUUUUUCCUAAUUUUGAGAACCUCAGAAUCUAUCAAUAGGCCAGGUUAGAUAUCCUACAACUCUGUCUGGAACACACACCAGGAACAAUGGAUAAAAUAUAACAAAUAUCUUUUUUAAAUACACAUCUGAGCUGGCAAGAAAGUAAAAGAAACCCCUAGGGGGCGAGGAAAAAAGAGCAUAAUGAAAACCGUCGCAAUACUAAUGACGGACAGGAUAGACUUUGAGGCAAAAAAUGUUAGGGAUAAAAGGGGGUCAUUACUGAAUGUUAAGAGGAAUGAUUCACCAGGAAGAUAGAAGAAUUAUAAAUGUAUAUGCAUCUAAUAACAGAGCUUUAAAACUUAUAAUGCAAAAAUUGAUGCAACUACUAGGAGAAAUUGA